GUUCAAAACAAACCAUAGAGUGCAAGCUACGAUCUGCUGCUACGAAGUACGAUACAAUACUGUGAUGAUAGCGGCUGAACAUCAGUUGGAGAAUGUAGGCGAAUGGACGUUACAAAUAAUUGAGGCACUCGUUUACAAUACACAGAAAACAUGGACUUUGAGACAGCUUUGGUGAAAGUUGGUGAUUUUGGCUUCCAGCAGAAGUUACAAGUUGGUUUGUUGACAUUGUCCCAAGUAACAUUAACACCACAGCUGAUAGGUCUUGUUUUCUUGGGAGCCACGCCACCAUUCACUUGUAAAGAUUUUCCCAAUGAACAGGAUCCUUGCUCGUUGAAUCCACCUUGCAAAGAGUACGAGUAUGGUCCCCAGUUUACUUCCAUUGUAUCAGAGUGGAACCUUGUUUGUGGAGAUGCACCAGCUGUGGGCCACAUCCAGUCGUAUUUCAUGAUUGGUGUCUUGUUGGGUAGCGUCAUAUUCGGUGGUCUGUGCGAUUCAUUUGGACGUCGCAAGGUGUUUUUGUAUUCUACUUUAACCAUUGCUACAAUAACUUGUCUUAGUUACUUUAUCCAGUCUUACUAUGUAUUUUGCAUAUCAAGGUUUAUUGAUGGAUUUCUGACUGGCGGUAUGAUUAUGUCAACAUAUGUUCUAGGAACAGAAUGUAUUGCAGGGUCUUAUCGAGUUAUCUGCGGAAGUCUUUAUGGUGUAUUUUUUGCUGUUGGCAUAGUGUUGUUUUCACUGGAAGCAUAUUUCAUAAACAAUUGGAGGCAUCUGAUGUUGGUCACAUCUUUCCCUCUCUAUCUUCUGAUUUUUAUGGCCUGUGUCAUACCUGAAUCACCAAGGUGGCUUUACUCACAGGGUCGGAUAUCAGAAGCAGAAGAUAUUCUAAAUGUAAUUGCACAUCGAAAUGGUAACAUUGUUAAGGUGACACUAGAAGUAAACAAAGAGGGCUCUGCCAAGAAUCCAAACUCAACCUAUUCAGAUUUCUUCCGAACACCAAUAAUCAGGAAACAAAUUUUGAUUCAGAUAUUUUUAUGGUUUUCUUGUAGCUUUGUCUACUAUGGUUUAACAAUGAGUUCUGGAAACCUUGGCAAGAACAUGUACUUAAAUGUCGCCCUCUCUGGUUUGUCUGAAUUGCCAGGAUAUUUUCUGUGUGUUGUUUUCAUCGAUAGAGUUGGUAGAAGGACAUUUUUGAGUUCAUGUUUUCUUGUAGGAGGCGGCGCCUGCAUUGGUAUGCUACUUAAACCCUUCUACUCAGGUGUUGAUGGUGAUAGUGUAAUAGUAAUUUAUCUUGCCAUGGUUGGUAAAUUGUGCAUAUCUGCUUGUUUCAAUACUGCUUACAUAUACUCAAGUGAACUUUUACCAACAGUGCUGAGAAACUCUGGACUUGGAGUUUGUUCAGCUGCAGCUCGUGUUGGUGGUAUUGUGGCUCCAAUAGCUGCCACUAUGGGAUUCAAUUCAACGUAUGCUCUUUUUGGAGGAGCUGGCCUUCUUAGUGGGUUUCUAGUACUGCAACUCCCAGAGACUAUUGGUAGAAGUUUACCUGAAACCAUUGAGGAUGUUGAAAUUCCACCUAAAGUUCAACAUGCUGUAACAGCUGAGGUCACUAAGGAAGUCGUUGCAGCUAUGGAGGAGAAACUGAGUAUGUUAGAUUAUCCAGAUGGUAAUGAAACAGCAUAAAUCUCAUAAUAAAUAAAUAAUAAAAUAAACAAAAAAUUAAAAGAAAAACCACACAUUCAAACUUUUUGGCACUGGUUGCAAAAUCCAUAUGAGCUAGAUGGACAGUAGCCUUCAGUAUUGAAGUUUGUCCAUUAAUGGAAGAAGAUGAGGCUUAUUUAUGAUGCUAACCAUUUUCCAAAUAUAAGCAUCAACAGCCCAGUAAGUAACCCAGGAUUAUUAUUAGAAAUUUUACGGUAAUUGUUUUCAGAAAGGAUGUCUAAAGUGCUUUACAAUGUAUUCUUUAAUGAUAAUAAUUUACGUAAAUAUUGAUAUAUUGUUGAAGUUGACAAGACAGGGUGAAGAUCAUAUAAAUGCUGAACUACAUAUUUCAAUGCAAAAUAAAUAAUAAAAUAUUAUAUUUAUUAAUAAUGCUACUAAUGUAAACAGUUGUAAACUGUAUUUUCCAUUACUGGUCCAAACGUUUGUAAUAUUACAUUUUUAAUUCUUAUAUCACUAUAUGUACAAAUAAUGAAACUGUUUUUUUUCACACUCUAAUCUUUCAUAAUCAUGGUAUUAAGGACCGUAUGAUUUAAUUAAUGCACAUAUUGAAGGUGAAAUUAAUGACAUAAUUGGCAUUGUCUUUCAAUGUACCAUUCUUUUCCAAAUUUGAGAUUUUUUCUUUCACUUUCAAAAUGAUGUAUAUUUUAUUUUUAAAAUUGUAUAUGUAUAUUUGUUCAUGUUUAUACUGUUACUCUUUAUAGUAACCCACUACUCUAAUAGUAACCCAUCUUAAAAACAAUCAAAGAAUAUUAACCCAGGAUUAUUAUUAGAAAUUUUAUGGUAAUAGUUUUCAAAUGAUGUGUCCCACAAUUUACAAUUUAUGCAUAAAUGAUAAUAAUUUAAGUAAAUAUUGAUAUAUUGUCGAAAAUGACAAGGCAGGGUGAAGAUUUAUAAUAAAUAUUGAACUACAUAUUUCAAUGCAAAAUAAAUAAUAAAAUAUUAUAUUUAUUAAUGCUACUAAUGUAAAAAUUGUAAACUGUAUGUUCCAUUACUGGCCAAAACUUUUGUAAUAAAUACAUUUUUAAUCCUUAUGUCACUAUAUGUACAAAUCAUGAAACUUUUUUUUCAUAAAUCAAAUCUUUCAUAAUCAUGGUACUGUAUUGAGGUUCUGCUUAAAUUAAUGCACACAUUGAAGUUGAAAUCAAAUACACAUUUGACAUUGUCUUUCAACUUAUCGUUCCUUUCCAAAUUCAAGAUUUUUCUUUCACUUUUAAAAAGAUAUAAUUAUAUUUUUUUAAAUAUAUUUGUAUAUUUGUUCAUGUUUUUAUUGUACGUCAGUACCACCUGGUUUAAGAAUUGUUACCGUUUCCAUUAAUGCCAUCUGAUGGUUUGAUGUAAAUUUUAUUCAAAGUUUUCAUUUUCUUCUGUAGAGUAGAGGUAAUGUAUCAAGUUUUAAUAGUAAUAUAAUUAUAUAUAUAUGGUCAUGUGUACUUUGAAGUACAUGAGAAACAAAGGGUUGAACUAGAUACUGUACACAUUUAAAGGUGUUCGUAAGUCUUUCUACAUACAACUUGUAAAUAUAAACAAAAUUUUAAAGUAGCAAUAUGUCUAUAUAAUUUGAAAAUCAUCUCAAUGUAUUUUUAUUACUGCACAAACAAUCCAAUCAAUUCAUAUCAGGGGCUCGUACGAUCCUUAUAUCACUGAUCCUUUAUUCGAGCACUGUUUUUACCAUUAUUUGAUUAUUUAUAUGAUUAUAUACCAUACCACAGUUCUACGCAACAACCUUGAUUCCAUAUAUAAAUCCCGCCAGAGACACGUUUUUACAUAUAACUGCAAUAAAGGAACUUUUCGUUGAUGAGCUAUGCUCAUUACGAUUAUUACAUCAUGUAUAUAUGUAUGGUGAUACUGUCUAUAUUUAUUAUUUACAAGUAACAAGUGUCAUUCUUCAAAUGUUUUGAAUAUCUUAAAUGAUUGCAUAAGUGCCUACCAUCCAAUAAACACAGUUUUCUUCACCCAGCUGCUGCUUCUCAA
Anneissia japonica is the source of this 3687-nucleotide messenger RNA. RefSeq names its product solute carrier family 22 member 15-like. Gene Ontology annotation, biological process: transmembrane transport. The record is from RefSeq and is a predicted model, not a curated record. Bases 151 to 1677 code for a protein of 508 amino acids. The transcript is spliced from 11 exons. Gene Ontology annotation, cellular component: membrane. Gene Ontology annotation, molecular function: transmembrane transporter activity. NCBI's taxonomy places the organism in Eukaryota, Metazoa, Echinodermata, Crinoidea, Comatulida, Comatulidae.